Molecule: messenger RNA, 2718 nt
Organism: Dicrocoelium dendriticum
Lineage: Eukaryota; Metazoa; Platyhelminthes; Trematoda; Plagiorchiida; Dicrocoeliidae
Source: the annotation of a GenBank genome assembly
GUCCUCAUUUGCCACUCUUCGGUGCAUUCCGAAUCGAACCGCUCACUUAGUGGCUUAUCGGGGAUGACGGAAACUGUAGUAAUCGAUGAACAAGAUCGUCCUUAUGAGGAAGAUCUCCUUCGAAAUCCUCACAGCAUCAAGUCCUGGUUGCGGUAUAUAGAAAUGAAGUCCAGAGCACCUCCAAAAGUUCGAUACAUGCUCUACGAACGUGCUUUGAGACAACUUCCUGGCAGCUACAAACUAUGGUAUCGUUACUUAAGGCUGAGACGCAUUCAUGCCCGUCAGCUGUGUCCUGGUAGUCUCAUGCAUGAAGAAACAAACAAUACUCACGAGCGAGCUCUCGUCACAAUGCACAAGAUGCCUCGCAUAUGGACUGAUUAUCUACUCUUCUUAAUGUCCCAAGGCUUCAUCACCCGAACACGCCGCACCUUUGAUCGUGCGCUGAAGGCUUUGCCUAUCACUCAACACGAUCGUAUUUGGAACUUAUACCUCCGUUUCGCAGACAAGCAUGGAUAUUUCAUUGGUGAAACAUGUCUCAGGAUUUAUCGACGCUACGUCAAAUUUGCUCCGGAUGAUAUGGAGCGCUUCGUCGACUUUUUGGUUAAUAUAGGCAACACGAAUGAAGCUGCAGUUUCGCUCGCGGAAAUCAUUAAUGAUGACAACUUCAUUAGCCGUACUGGGCGUUCAAAGUUUCAGCUAUGGCAGCAACUUUGCAGCCUUUUGGUCAAGAAUCCUUCGAAAGUCACGUCUCUUAAACCAGACCCCAUUAUCAGACAGGGUAUUAACAAAUACCAAGAUCAGGUUGGCGUUUUGUGGAACUCUCUGGCAGAUUAUCAUAUACGCUGUGGUAAUCUUUCACGCGCUCGAGAUGUAUAUGCUGAAGGCCUGUCGACAGUCUCAACUGUGAGGGAUUUUACCCAAGUUUUCGAUGCGUACGCGGAGUUUGAAGAAUCCAUUGCCAAGGCGCAAAUGGAACGCGUUGAUAAUUCUUCCAAUGUAUCUGCUGACGAUGAACUGGAAGUCGAGCUGCUUUUGGCUCGCCUGGAGGCCUUGAUGGAUCAGAGGCCACUGCUUCUUAACAGCGUGUUAUUGCGUCAAAAUCCGCAUAAUGUAUCUGUAUGGAUGAAACGUGUCGAACUGAUGAAGUCUCGGGGAGCGCGUGAACAAAUCACCACAUUCAUGGAGGCGAUCACCUCCGUCGAUCCAGCGAAAGCGACAGCCGGAAGGCCUUCUUCGUUGUGGAUCGGCUUGGCCAAGUUAUAUGAGGAACACAUGCAGUUGAAGGACGCCAGGGUCGUCCUGGAAAAAGCCACCGGCGUCUCAUUUUUGCAUGUGGAGGACUUGGCAGCCAUUUGGUGCGAGUGGGCUGAAAUGGAACUACGUCACGACAAUCCUCAGAUCGCACUUAAGUUACUCUCAAAGGCCACAACGGUUCCUCCGUACAAAGUGGAUUAUUACGAUCGGGCACAAAGUGUACAAACGCGACUACACAAGUCAGUUCGCCUAUGGACGCUGUACACCGAUUUAGAGGAGUGUUUCGGCUCUUUUGAUACGACCAAGGCUGCGUACGACUCAAUGAUCGAUCUUCGUAUCGCCACUCCUCAGAUUAUCAUGAAUUAUGCUCUCUUCCUUGAAGAGCUCAAUUACUUUGAGGAAGCAUUUAAGGUAUAUGAAAAAGGCGCCGCAUUGUUCCGUUGGCCCAACGUGUACGAUAUUUGGGCCGCGUAUCUCUCGAAAUUCAUGGAACGAUACGGCGGAACAAAACUGGAACGCGCCCGAGAUUUGUUCGAACAGUGUUUGGAGAACUGCCCUCAGAAAUUCGCUAAAGGUCUGUAUCUUCUCUACGCACGCUUGGAAGAACAGCACGGACUAGCACGUCGGGCUAUCCGCAUUUAUGAACGAGCCACUGAAGCCGUUCUACCGGCUGAACGAUUUGAGAUGUUCAACAUCUACAUCCAACGUAUCGCUGAUCUGCACGGUGUCACUCAUACCAGACCGGCUUACGAACAGGCUAUCGAGAGGCUUCCUGAGGAGCAUGCUCGCCAAAUGUGUCUACGCUUUGCAGAACUCGAGAGGAAGUUGGGUGAAGUAGAUCGCGCUCGUGCAAUCUACGCUUAUUGUGCGCAGAUUUGCGAUCCUCGGACUGAACCUCAUUUCUGGCAAACCUGGAAAGAAUUUGAAAUUGCGCAUGGAAACGAAGACACUCUCCGCGAAAUGCUGCGCAUUCGCCGUAGUGUGCAGGCCACUUACAACACACGUGUUAGCUUCGUGGCCAGCCAGCUUCAAGCCGGAUCUGCUACCGAUGCUCAGAAUGCAAUCCCAAGUGAAAUGCAGAGAUUGGACAACGAGCAAUCUCAAGCAUCCUCAGAAAAUCCAAGGCCACCUACUCGGCCAUUCGUUAUGUUCCAUUCUGCUGGAGUGGAAAAUCUCGAUCACCAACGUCCCCAAUUGCAUGGACCCCAUCCACCAUCCACUGAUACAACCGUCGAUACAACGAAAGCUGAUCGCGGUGGUAGCAGACACACAGACGAAGAAGAAGAAAUGGACAUACCCACUGAUGUUGACAUUAAUAUCGAAAAGCAACCGGUUCCAUUCACUGUAUUUGGUUCGCUUACGUCCGAUGCAGAAUGAUUGUCGCAUUGGAUGUUCCCCUAGUGUCACAUGCCUGUACAGUGUAUAACAUAUUUUACACUUGAUACUCACGUGUUCCCAUUAAAA